UUUUUAAACUUUAUUUUAAAAUUUCAGUCUGACUUCCUUAAAUUAGCUUCAGUGGUCGAUUUGUGCCCCAUUGAAACCCAUUAUAAACGCUAUUUUUCAUUGUACGAUCAUUAUAACUAAUUGAAGGGCCAUCCUUUGGAGUCCGGGCCUUAAAAUUGUAUUCUUUUUUUUUUUGCUCACCAGGUAGCGACACAAAUUAUCUGCAAAUUGUGAGCGAAGAGGAGAUCGAUGGGAACAGCCAUAGGAUGAUUUUGACAAACUCACGGACAAUGACUUUGCUCCGGAAGCAGCGUACAGCGUCUGACUCACCGUGUGCCAAAUGCACACAGAAACUCCCCACGCCCGCUGUCGGAGGUCACUUUCCAAACAAAGCCCUGCCAUCAGCAGGGACCUUGCCCUGGAUUCAGGGCCUGCCAUCAGCAGGGACCUUGCCCUGGAUUCAGGGCAUUAUCUGCAACAUCAACAACCCUUGCUUCCACAGCCAGACACCAGGGGAGACACCCGGCCAAGUUGGCAACUUUAACAACUCCAUAUCUCCCAGUAAAACAAUACCUGAGACCCAAUGAGACAUUUUCCGCCUUCCUCCUGACCAAUGCCAGCAUGUCACCUGUGACUGUGGAAGAACUGCUGAAUGCUAGACUUAAUUUUCAGACUACACUGGCUGUAGUGGAGAUGCAGCUAAAGGACAUGGUGUGUAAUAGGAGCAUCCUAGAACAGCUGCUGACAGUGGAUGGAGGAGAAGCCGCCAUGACUGAUCUUCAGACCCAGAUGUGUGACUUACCAGCUGAUGUGCUGCAGGAGACCGAGCGCCUUUUCCUGUCUCAGCUCGACUUGACGAAGUUCUUGACGAGAGACCGUCUAAUGGCCAACGCUGGAGAACUCAGGGCCAUCAGUCAGGCUGUCACCUCAGUUUCCCAGGAGCUCACUGCCCUCCUGGAUGAUAUCGCCUCCCUCUCCAGUUUUGCAGACAUGAGCGCGGCUCUUCGUGUCCUGUCUCCAGAAAAUCGCACAGCGAUGCCCAGAGAAAGUUUCAGAGCUUUUUCAAAGAUCGUGUGCGGUCACCAUGAACUUGACGGUGAACGCAUCCCGUCCCUUAACUGGUAUGAAGACAAUGACAUCAAGUCCUUUUUGGGCAAAAAUGGCACAGAGGAUGUGAAUGUGGAGCACAACAACAAUACAACUCCCUUCUGUAAAAAUCUGGUCCAGGCGCUGGAGUCCAUCCCUCUGUCUCGCAUUGUGUGGAGAGGAAUCAAACCUUUGUUCAUAGGAAAACUCCUCUACACACCCAACACUCCCGCAGUCCAGCAAGUUAUGAAAGAGGUGAACCAAACAUUAGAAGACCUGCAGAUUAUCCAGGAGCUAAAUGAAGCCUGGCUUGAGGUGGGACCACAAAUCAAGAGCUACAUGGAGACCAGUGUGGAGGUUAAGAUGCUACAGGAUUUGUUAAGGCAGCCAGAGAUUGCAGUACUGGUUAACCUGCGUUUGGAAGACACACCCUGGACAGCUUCACGCAUCGCACGCUUCCUAUCGACACCCUCUCCAGAUAUCCCACAGAGGCCCGGAGCACCGCUGACCUGGCUGGACAUCUACAAUGACAUAAACCAAACUAUCUCCACUCUUGCACAAGUUACAGAGUGCUUCUCUCUGAACAAACUGGAGGGGCUGGAAACUGAGGGUCAGCUGAUUGAAAGAGCGCUGGAGCUACUAGAGGACAGGCAGUUCUGGGCAGACGUGGUUUUCCUGCUGCCCAACACUUCCUCGUCUGAGCUGCCCCCACAUGUCACCUACAAGAUCCGAAUGGACAUUGAUGAUGUGACCCGCACCAACAAGCUCAAAGACCGGUUUUGGGAUCCGGGUCCAGCUGCUGACCCCUUCAGUGACAUGCGUUACAUUUGGGGUGGUUUCGUGUAAGUUCAGGACCUAGUGGAGAGACCGGUGAGCCGAGUGCUUACCGGAGAUCGACAGACUACUGGCAUCUACAUCCAGCAGAUGCCCUACCCCUGCUAUGUGGACGAUGUGCUGACGGUAGAGGAGCAUGUGUGGUUUUAUGGCUGUAUGAAGGGUCUGUCUGAAGCAGAGGUGAAGGCGGAGCUGGACACUUUGCUGGAGGAUGUGGGCCUCCUGCACAAGCGACACAAACAGACCAAAAACCUUUUAGGCGGCAUGCAGAGGAAGCUGUCUGUGGCGAUAGCGUUUGCCGGAGGCCUUUAUUCAGUCUUCCUUAAAUCUCAGCUGGGGUCUGGCUACUACCUCACUGUGGUGAAGAGGGAAGGACUGGACACCAGCACUCCCAGUAAUUUCCGUAUUUCCACCAGUGCCAGCUCCAACAAGCUCCCUCCUCUCAUAAAGGGCAGCGACUCAUCACUGAGUGAAGACACCGGGCUGGGAAGUGAGGAUAGCAGCUCAUCUUUGCUGUCGCUGGUUCAACACCACAUCCCUGGUGCCGGACUGGUGCAGGAGUCUAGACGUGAGGCGGUAAUCAACCUGCCGCAGAUGGCCGCCAAAGACAGCAGCCUGGCCAUCCUACUGAUCGCACUGGACCAGAGACUGACUGAACUGGGAAUCAGCAGCUACGGGCUGUUGGACAGCACGCUGGAGGAGAUCUUUCUGCAGGUGGCAGAGGAGACAGGUGUGGACACUGAAGCAGAGGUGCAGCCUGAAUCACCCCACAGCCAGCCGCCGUCAGGACAGGGAACUGAUGGCCAUCCUCUAGAAGCAGAAACAGCAGAACCUCAGGAGACAGACCUGCUGAAUGGCGAUGGCCACGGUGGGGUGCCUGCAACCGGCUGGUGGCUGACGUGGCAGCAGCUGAGAGCGCUCUUCAUCAAACGCUGGCUUUACGCUCGGAGGAGCCGUCGGGGAAUCUUUGCCCAGAUCGUUCUCCCUGAUGUAUUUGUGCUGAUCGCCCUGCUCUUCAGCCUUAUUGUUCCUCCUUUUGGGAAGUGCCCGCAGUUGCAUCCCUGGAUGUACGGCGAGCAGUACACCUUCUUCAGCAACGAUGAUCCUGGAAACCCAGCCAUGGAGAAUCUGCUUGAAGCUCUCCUUGACCAGCCUGGAUUUGGUACCAAGUGCAUGGAAAAGGAGGACAACAUGACGGAUCCUCAGUGUGAAGCUGGGCGGGGUGGUUUAUUCAUGAGGCCACAGUUAUCUUACUCUACCUGGGACAUGUUCAGCAGAGGCAACUGGAGCAGAGACAGACCCUCACCUGAAUGUCAGUGCAGCACAGAAGACGUCUACCGAAUGCUCCCCGAGUGUCCUGAGGGUGCUGGAGGGCUUCCACCUCCACAGAUUAAAAGGCCGACUGGAGACAUCCUGCAAAAUCUGACAAGUUAUAACAUCUCAGAUUACCUGGUGAAGACCUACGCUCAAAUCCUUCAUAAUAGCCUAAAAACCAAGAAGUGGGUGAAUGAAUUCAGAUAUGGUGGCUUCUCCCUCGGAGGCAGAGCUGUAUCUCAAACGCAAUAUCUCCAAGACUCGGUCAUGGCCAUCAGGACUCGUUUCCGAGUCCCACAGAACAGUUCACUGGGAAACCUGCUGCACAGACUCCCAGAGGUCUUAGGAGGGCUGAACAGUGAAAACAAUGUGAAGGUGUGGUACAACAACAAAGGCUGGCACGCCAUGGUGUCAUUUGUCAAUGUGAUGAACAAUGGCCUGCUGAGAGCGAGUCUGCCACCAGGUCCUGAGAGGAGGAAGCACGGCAUCACUGCCUACAAUCACCCACUCAACCUCACCAAGGAGCAGCUCACCGAAGUAACCAUGAUGACUACAUCGGUGGAUGUCCUGGUUUCCAUCUGUGUGAUCUUUGCCAUGUCCUUCGUGCCGGCCAGUUUCAUCCUUUUUCUGAUCGAGGAGCGAGUCAGCAAAGCUAAACACCUGCAGUUUGUCAGCGGGGUCAAACCGAUUCUCUACUGGCUGGCCAAUUUUACCUGGGACAUGUUAAACUACACCAUUCCUGCUAUCAUGGUGGUGCUGAUUUUCAUCAGUUUCCAGCAGCAGUCAUACGUUUCUGAGACCAACCUGCCCGCUCUUAUCCUGCUCCUCCUGUUCUACGGGUGGUCCAUAACCCCUCUUAUGUACCCAGCAUCCUUUGUGUUCACUGUCCCAAGCACAGCUUAUGUAUUUUUGACCUCCAACCUCUUCAUUGGAAUCAACGGCAGCAUUGCCACCUUCGUCCUGGAGCUGUUUGUAGCUGAGUAUCUGAACGAGGUGAACAGAAUCCUGGAGGUGUUUUUAAUCUUCCCUCAUUUCUGUUUGGGACGAGGACUUAUCGACAUGGCCAAAAACCAGGCCAUGGUGGAUGCCUUCAAAAGACUGGGUACCAAACCAAGCCUGGACCCCCUUCAGUGGGACUUUGUAGGAAAGAACCUUUUUGCAAUGGCAGUAGAAGGUGUCAUCUUCUUCAUCUUUACCAUACUCCUUCAGUACAAAUUCUUCAUCCGCUACAGGCCUUGGUGGACUAAGCCUGAGUUGCCUCCUCUUGGUCCAGAGGAUGAGGAUGUUGCGAGGAGGGUCAAAAGUGGGAAAGCACACUCAGACAUCCUCACCAUGAUCGACCUGAGCAAGGUUUAUAAAGCUGGCAGAAAGCCAGCCGUAGACCGUCUUUGCCUCGGGAUUCCUCGCAGCGAGUGUUUUGGGCUGCUUGGGGUCAACGGAGCUGGGAAGACUUCAACAUUUCGGAUGCUGACUGGAGAUACACCUGUCACUCAUGGAGAGGCUUUCCUCAGCCAGCACAGUGUGCUGACAGAAAUGGAGUGGGUCCACCAGCUGAUGGGUUACUGCCCACAGUUCGAUGCCAUCAGCGACCUGCUCACAGGCCGGGAACAUCUGGAGCUGUACGCCCGCCUGCAGGGGGUGCCAGAGGAGUUCGUCUCUAAGGUGGCGCAGUGGGGUGUGAAGAAGCUGGGGCUUGCUCAGUAUGCAGAUCAGGAGGCUGGAGGCUACAGCGGGGGCAACGAGAGGAAACUCUCCACAGCCAUCUCCGUCAUCGGGUCUCCACCUGUCAUAUUCCUGGAUGAGCCCACCACUGGCAUGGACCCAAAAGCCAAAAGAUUUUUGUGGAACUGCAUCCUCAGUGUCACCCAAGAGGGAAGAGCUGUACUGCUAACCUCACACAGCAUGGAGAAGUGUGAGGCACUUUGCACCAGGAUGGCCAUCAUGGUCAACGGCAGGUUUCGGUGUCUUGGGUCUGUGCAGCACCUGAAGAACAGGUUUGGUGAUGGAUACACCAUCAUCCUUCGUUUGGCAGACACCAAAUCGGACCCUGACUCGUGUCCCGUCAGCGCCUACAUGAAGGAGUGUUUUCCUAGUAUUGAGCUGAAGGAGCGGCACCAGAAUGUGCUGCAGUACCAGCUACCUUCGCACGCCUGCUGCCUCGCUCGCGUCUUCUACGUGCUGGCAAAAAAAUACGAGGAGCUGGGCAUCGUUGAUUUCUCCAUUUCACAGACCACGCUGGACCAGGUGUUUGUCAACUUUGCCAAGGAUCAGACUGAUGACGACUGCCUCACAGAUGUGGUCGUCAGUAAUGGGACAGUACAGCCAAACGCACCCGAGCACAGAGUUAAUCCUCCCGUCAAUAAACCACAACCACCAAUCGUUCCUCCUCAACCAAGCAAAAGUCCACACCUGCCUGAAAAAUCAUCUGACAGCAAGUCAAAGGCGGGUAAGCUGAAAAAAGAAAAAUCUAGCAAAGGCAAAUCUGGCUCUGUGGCAAUGCGCGCACUACCACAGCCAGAGGAAAUGGCCCGGGAGGUGGCUAAGGUGAGCCGCAGAGCCAGCACUGAAUCAGACGGCAGUAACAGCGGUGUUCAGGGAGAAUCAGGCAAAUCUCGUGGGUCAAAACGCAGAGCAAGUUCCAGCAAAGAUCCAUCUGUUCUCUUUAUAGUCGGCGGCAACUCAGAGGAGAGCACGCUAUGA
Messenger RNA from Oreochromis niloticus (Nile tilapia), 5913 nucleotides. RefSeq names its product ATP-binding cassette sub-family A member 1. The record is from RefSeq and is a predicted model, not a curated record. Gene Ontology annotation, biological process: lipid transport; transmembrane transport. Gene Ontology annotation, molecular function: ATP binding; ATP hydrolysis activity; ABC-type transporter activity. Lineage: Eukaryota; Metazoa; Chordata; Actinopteri; Cichliformes; Cichlidae. Gene Ontology annotation, cellular component: membrane; intracellular membrane-bounded organelle.